Amphibalanus amphitrite is the source of this 2205-nucleotide messenger RNA. RefSeq lists its product as uncharacterized. The transcript has 3 exons. Lineage: Eukaryota; Metazoa; Arthropoda; Thecostraca; Balanomorpha; Balanidae. The record is from RefSeq and is a predicted model, not a curated record. Gene Ontology annotation, biological process: DNA integration. Gene Ontology annotation, molecular function: nucleic acid binding. Bases 1 to 2205 code for a protein of 734 amino acids.
AUGGGGAACGAGAAGGAGACCUGUGAUGGUUCGGACGCUGCGGCUGAUCUCCGCCUAAUCCCGGAGUUUGACGGUGUGUUGCAGCCCGUGUGCGAGUGGCUGGACAAGGUCGAACUUGUGUGUCAGCUGCGCGGCAUCAAGGGACUGCACGUCGUCGUCCCGCUGAGACUCACUGGUGGUGCGUUUGCGGUAUAUCAACAGCUCGGAGAAGAUGAGAAGAAGAAGUACGAGGACAUCAAAAGGGCCCUGACAUCGGCGUUUGCUUCGGAUCGGUUUGAAGCCUACGACCAAUUUGAACGUAGAAGGCUGCGUCCAGGUGAGACGGUGGACGUGUUCGUCUCUGAGCUGCGCCGGCUGGCUGGCUUGUUCGGAGGUAUGCCGGACGACAGCCUGGCCUGUGCCUUCGUGGCCAAACUGCCAGAUUCAGCACGCCAUCUGCGAGACGCUUACCUGCAGAUCCACGUGCACGCAUCGCUGUGGCCGUAUCAGACUGUAGUGUUCCAGGGCAGACGGUGGUGUCUGAGCAGACUUGGCUUUGGGCUCAGCCUCGCACCGAUGGUGAUGAGAAAGGUGCUGGAAAUGGCCCUGAAACGUGACCCGAGGGUGCACACCGCUACAUCACCUUACGUGGACGACAUACUCGUAAAUGAAAACAUCGCUACUGCAUUGGAGGUGAAGGGUCAUCUGGAGGCGCUCGGUCUGACCUGCAAAUCCCCGGAGAAGGUGUCAGAAGGUGCUCGUGUCCUGGGCAUUCGAGUCUGGGGGGAGCGGCAAGGACUGUUCUGGAAGCGGGACAACCAGGAUCUACAGCCGCCGCCAAAGCUGACGAGGAGAGAGGUCUUCUCGCUGUGCGGACGUCUGACAAGUCAGGUUCCGGUGUGUGGCUGGCUGCGUGUCUCCGCAUCCUACCUGAAAAGACGCGCCACUGCAGCGACAGAUGGCUGGGAUGACGAGAUCACCGACCCAGAGCUCCAGAAAAUGGUCAUGGAAACGCUGCAGCGCGUGAAAACGGCCGAUCCCGCACGAGGUCGCUGGGAUGUCACCGGCGAUGAGGGAGUCGUGUGGGUGGAUGCCAGCUCCCUCGCCAUAGGAGCCGUGCUGGAGAUGGAAGGCAGCAUCGUUGAGGACGCCUGCUGGCUUCGGAAAAAUCCCGAGACACACGUGAACCUUGCAGAACUGGACUCUGUUGUGCGUGGCAUCAACCUGUCUCUGGCAUGGAACCUGAAGAAAGUGACUGUCGUGACGGACUCGAAAACGGUCUAUCACUGGCUAACAGAUGCGCUCUCCGGCAGAGCUCGGAUAAAGACGAAGGCGGCGAGUGAAAUGCUGAUUAGAAGGCGCCUGGAGACCGUGAAGAGUCUGAGAGAUGAGUACGGCCUCCAGCUGACCGUGAAGUGCGUUCCGUCAGUGGACAACAGGGCUGACGCACUGACGAGAGUGCCGAAGAAGUGGCUGAACCAACAAAGCGAUCCUGAGGUCUGCGGCGCUGCCUUCUCGGCGCCGGAUGUGGUCAGGAUCCAUGAAACAAGCGGACACCCAGGCAUCGGGAGAACGCUGCGCCUGUGUAGGGAGCACGACCCGGCUGUGAGCAGGCACCAGGUGCGCAGUGUCGUUAGCCAGUGCGAAAAGUGCCAGUCCAUCGAUCCAGCGCCCCAGCGGUGGACACAUGGUUCGCUGAGCGUGACCAAAUGCUGGGACAGGGUCAGCAUGGACGUCUGUCACGUAAACGAUCAGCUGUACCUGACUCUGAUUGACUGCGGUCCGUCUCGGUACGCGAUCUGGCGGCGGAUAAAGCGACAGGACACCGACAGCAUCAUCACGGCUCUGGAGUCGGUAUUCCUGGAGCGCGGCGCUCCGAGGGAGCUGCUGACGGACAACUUCACCUCAUUCCGCAGUGCCGCAUUCCACGAGUUCGUCAGCCGGUGGGGUGUCAGCGUCCGGUACCGAGCUGCCCAUGCGCCGUUCGGCAAUGGUGUCUCUGAGAGAAACCAUAGGUCGGUCAAAACAAUCGUAGCGCGCAAAGGCUGCUCAGUGGCGGAAGCAGUCUACCGCUAUAAUGUGAUGCCGCGCAGUGUUGACCUGAACUCUAGUCCUGCCAACGUACUGUUCAACUACAAACUGAGAGUGCCGGACGUGGAGAGUGAGGAAAAGUGCGAAGAGAAUCCGCCUGCGGCUCCGGCCGUGUCGGGCGGGGCCGUCGGCUGA